AUGGCAUCAACCAAACCCCUUCUAGUGAUAGGUUGUACACCUAUUUACGGACACAUUAUGCCCAUCCGCUCAAUCGCCAAACUUCUCGUCGCCCGCGGCUACGAAGUGACAUUCGUGUCCGCAACGCAUUUCCGACCUGCCCUCGAAGAAAUCGGAUGUGACUAUGUCUCCAUUGAAGGCUACGGCGAUUUCUACGAAGGGGACUUCGAAAGUCGCUUCUCAGAGCGAUUUGCACUACCUCAAGGCCCAGUACAGCUUGCUUAUGAUAUGGAGCACGUAUUCCUGAAGGUCAUUCCUUCACAACACGUUGCUAUGCAAAGGGCGAUCAAGAAGGUGUCGGAAGCGAACCCUGGGAGAUCGAUCGUGCAGAUUGCGGAGAGUGUUUUCCAAGGCGGUGUUCCUAUCACGCGAGGUGCGCCUGGUAUCAAGCCUACAGCCAGUAUAGGUAUUGGUAUCGUUCCCAUGCUUCUGUCCAGUAUCGAUCUGCCGCCUUUCGGUCCAGGGCUUCCUCCGGACUCGUCACCGGAAGGCCGUGAGAGGAAUGUUGCUAUGCAGAAACAAACGUGGGAUAUGUUCUUCCUUGAUGUGUUGAAGUGCUGGAAAGACAUGAUGGCUGAGGUUGGGGCUGAUAUGGACGACACAAACCCCUUCGAUGCGAGCUACCUUGUGCAUGAUCGCUUCAUUCAGAUGUGCAUCCCGUCCGCUGAGUAUCUCCGUAGUGAUGCGCCAGAUAGCAUUCGUUUUGGUGGUGGACUGCCAAAAGGCUCAAGAGAUCCAAUGAAAGACCCUCCCUCUUGGUGGAGCGAGGUAGUGGACAACAUAGAGAAGAAGGACAUCAUCUUUGUUUGUCAAGGGACUUUAGCGUUGAAUUACGACGAGCUCAUUAUCCCAACAAUCGAGGCUCUCAAAGAUCGUCCAAAUACGCUACUCAUUGUAGCACUCGGAAAGAAGGGAGCUUCACUUUCAGCAGAGAUCUCGGUUCCCGCGAACACUCGCGUAAUCGACUUCAUCCCCUUCGAUGAAAUCCUACCGCAUUGCGCAGCAUUCGUCACGAAUGGUGGAUAUGGAGGGUUCCAACACGCCAUUAGCAAUGGCACACCGAUCAUCACUGCAGGUGCAGGUGAGGACAAGCCAGAGGUGUCUGCUAGGGCUGAGUGGUCUGGUAUGGGGUUCAACUUGAAGACUCCCACGCCAACUCAUGAGGCGAUUCUGAAUGCCGUGGAUGAGGUAACCUCAAACCCGAAGUACAAGAAGAGGGCGAAAGAGAUGGAAGCUGAAAUGGCGACAUUCGAUCCCAUUGAGAUUAUCGUGAACAAUAUCGAGGAGCUCGUUGCUGAGAAAUCUGUCGUUUGA
Cadophora gregata is the source of this 1353-nucleotide messenger RNA. RefSeq lists its product as uncharacterized. The transcript has a single exon. NCBI's taxonomy places the organism in Eukaryota, Fungi, Ascomycota, Leotiomycetes, Helotiales, Ploettnerulaceae. Gene Ontology annotation, molecular function: UDP-glycosyltransferase activity. The record is from RefSeq and is a predicted model, not a curated record. The coding region runs from base 1 to 1353 and encodes 450 amino acids.